Molecule: messenger RNA, 997 nt
Organism: Conger conger (European conger)
Lineage: Eukaryota; Metazoa; Chordata; Actinopteri; Anguilliformes; Congridae
Gene: plcxd2
Product: phosphatidylinositol-specific phospholipase C, X domain containing 2
Exons: 4
Coding region: 20-997 (325 amino acids)
Biological process (GO): lipid metabolic process
Molecular function (GO): phosphoric diester hydrolase activity
Source: RefSeq, a predicted model, not a curated record
CAGGGCUCGCGUGGGUAUCAUGAGAAUCACGAAAACGUCCGCUGAUGGAACGGGCGACUCAAACGCCGACUGGAUGGGUGCGCUUAGCCCCACGCUUACCUCAAUGCCCCUAAAGUAUCUAGCGGUGCCAGGGUCGCAUGACUCUUUCACCUUCUGGGUGGAUGUAAAGGCCCCCGUGGGGCCCGAUCAAAUGGCGGUGGUAAAGUACCUGGCAAUGGUGUUCCGGUUGCCAGCUAAGAAGAUGAUGAAGAAGUGGUCCAUGACACAGAACCUGACGUUCUGUGAGCAGCUGGAGGGUGGCAUCCGCUACUUCGACCUGAGGGUGUCGUCCAAGCCGGGAGAGAAGGGCCUUGAGAUCUAUUUCAUCCAUGGUCUGUUUGGUCACCGGGUGCGGGAAGGGCUGGCCGAUAUCAACCGCUUCCUGGAUGGCCACCCUAAGGAAGUGGUUUUCUUAGACUUCAAUCACCACUAUGCAAUGGGGCGUGAGCACCACUGCUAUUUGAUUGGUAUGCUGCAGGAGGUGUUUGGGCACAAACUGUGUCCUCCUCAGGUGGUGGAGGACAUCACUCUCAACUUCCUGUGGGAGAAGAAGUACCAGGUCCUGGUGUUCUACCACCACCCCUCAGCUAUGGAGGAGUCCACACUCCUGUGGCCUGGCAGUAAGAUUCCAGCCCCUUGGGCCAACACUACAAAUGCUUCCAAGCUGAUUAAAUUCCUGGAGACCACGUUGGGGGAGCGGGCCAAGUAUGGAACCUUCCACGUCUCUCAGGCCAUCCUCACCCCUCGAGUGCGUACCAUAGCCCGUGGACUCAUCAAGGGCCUACGUAACCACCUGGUGGAGAGGAAUCUGCCCACUAUCAUGGCCUGGGUGGAGGCACAGAAGCCAGGGGUCAAUGGGGUCAACAUCAUCACAUCUGAUUUUGUGGACCUGGUGGACUUCGCCAACAAGGUCAUUGGGAUCAAUGACCUACUUCUUCCUCGUCAUGCAGUCACCUGA